Triplophysa rosa is the source of this 6435-nucleotide messenger RNA. It is a transcript of the gene slc7a4, whose product is annotated as solute carrier family 7 member 4. The coding region runs from base 224 to 2251 and encodes 675 amino acids. Lineage: Eukaryota; Metazoa; Chordata; Actinopteri; Cypriniformes; Nemacheilidae. Gene Ontology annotation, cellular component: plasma membrane. The record is from RefSeq and is a predicted model, not a curated record. Gene Ontology annotation, biological process: amino acid transport; transmembrane transport. Gene Ontology annotation, molecular function: amino acid transmembrane transporter activity. The transcript is spliced from 5 exons.
UAUUAACGAGGUGCUGUACCUUUAAGAGCGGAAACAGUUCCUGUUCUCAUCCGCCCUCCUCUCUGUUUAAUGACGCUUUUAUCAGCUUUCAUCUGAUGCUCUGAAACACGAAUGCAUACAUAAAUACAUUACAGGUUUGUAGGGCCUGUUUGGCUCUGAAAAUGAUGGGUGAGGUCUGAUCUUUCCGCAUUUGACUUAAACCAACCUUCUGUUCUCCAUCAAGAUGGCAUCAUGUGUUUCCGGCUGCUCCCCGAUGGUAAGAUUCUAUCAGAAACUGAACAGACUGAAGACGUUGGAGGACGAUGUAAUGGCAACAUCACUGAAACGUUGUCUCUCCACGGUGGACCUGGCACUGCUCGGUGUAGGUGGAAUGGUGGGUUCGGGCCUGUAUGUUCUCACAGGAACCGUUGCGAAAGACACGGCAGGACCCGCCGUAGUGGUGUCUUUCAUCAUAGCAGGCAUAGCAUCUCUCAUGGCGGCACUGUGCUAUGCUGAAUUUGGCGCUCGUGUACCAAAGACAGGCUCCGCCUACAUGUUUACCUACGUCUCGGUUGGGGAAAUCUGGGCCUUCCUCAUUGGCUGGAAUGUCAUUUUGGAGUACAUGAUCGGUGGAGCUGCAGUAGCCCGUGCGUGGAGCGGCUAUCUGGACUCUAUUUUCAAUCACCGUAUCCAGAACUUCACAGAGAGUCAUGUGAUGCGCUGGAACGUUCCCUUCCUCGCUCAUUACCCAGACCUCCUAGCAGCUGCCAUUCUUAUUCUGGCUUCCUUUUUAAUUUCGUUUGGUGUUCGUGUGUCAUCUUGGCUCAAUCACAUCUUCUCAGCCGUCAGUAUGGUGGUCAUUGCCUUUAUCCUGGUGUUUGGAUUCAUACUGGCGGAUCCGGCCAACUGGAGCGCUCGGGAGGGAGGUUUUGCCCCGUUCGGAUUCUCGGGUAUAAUGGCUGGGACUGCAACAUGCUUCUAUGCCUUCGUCGGUUUUGAUGUAAUAGCAGCAUCCAGCGAGGAAGCCAGCAAUCCUCAGAGGGCCAUUCCUGCAGCCACAGCCAUCUCAUUGGGCCUGGCAGCCACAGCGUACAUUCUGGUGUCUACAGUUCUCACACUGAUGGUUCCAUGGCAUACGCUAGAUCCAAACUCAGCGCUGUCAGACGCAUUCUUCAGACGAGGUUACAGUUGGGCCGGGUUCAUCGUGGCUGUGGGCUCCAUCUGUGCCAUGAACACUGUGUUGCUCAGCAACCUCUUCUCCCUCCCGCGAAUCGUGUAUGCCAUGUCCGAGGACGGCCUCUUCUUCUCUGUCUUCUCCCGUGUCAACCCUGUAACUAAAGUUCCUGUCAUCGCCAUUCUUGUUUUUGGCAGUCUAAUGGCAUUUCUUGCUCUCAUCUUUGAUCUGGAGGCUCUGGUCCAGUUCCUCUCGAUCGGCACUUUGCUGGCUUACACAUUUGUAGCGGCUAGCAUCAUAGUGCUCCGUUUCCAACCGGAUAAAAGCAGCGGUAGCUCGGGAGGAGGUGGCGUCAAAACAGACGCUUCGUCCCCACCAUCACUGAACCAAUCAGGACAGCAGGUGGACCCAUCUCCUGUAGCGGGUGAGAGUCACACCUUUGCACAGGACAGCGGAGAGCUGAAGGAGUACGAGUCCUUUUCUGAUAAACUUCAGCUGGUGGAGAGGCAGAAGGCUGUGAAGGAAAGACGGGCACCUGGCACGUUGAAGGCUCGAUGGGAGCCGUAUCUGGGACGCUUGCUGGGGGACUGUGAGCCGGGGGAGGUGGUGACGUUCUGUGUGAUGGCUCUGAUGGUGAGCGGAGUCUCUCUUAGUGCCGUGUUGGUGUUUGGGAAUAAUCAGCUGCACCUGCCGGUGUGGAGCAUCACCCUGUUACUGGUCAUCUUCAGUCUGGUCUUCAUGCUUAGUUUGUUUCUCAUCUGGGUCCAUGAACAGCAGGCCAAUCACAAGACUUUUCAGGUUCCUCUGGUGCCGUUCAUUCCUGGCUUCAGCAUCCUCCUGAAUGUGUUUCUCAUGUUGAAGUUAAGUCCUCUCACCUGGAUCCGUUUCAUCAUUUGGGUCGCAGCAGGUCUUCUGGUGUAUUUUGGGUAUGGCAUCUGGCACAGUAAAGAGGGUUUACGAGAGCAGCAGGGACAGGACGUAUCCGCUCGAUAUGUGGUUCUCCCUAGCGGAAGUCUGGUGGAGACGGUCCAGAACGUGCAGCCUGAAGGACACGCUCAUAACACACUUACACCAGACAACCCACCUGACAACAGAUGAUUUGACCAUGAGGUGUGUUUACUGGACACCUGCAUGCCUGUUUGCUGCUUUGUUUCUCUUUCCUUUACUGCUGUUAUCAAGUUGUUCUAUUCAUGUCAAGAUAAACCAAACUGUUCAACACCGUCUGAAAACACCAAGACAUUCUUUUGGGUCAAAUCAACUUUCGUUUUUGGCAUUUUAAUCACAAUUGAUUAAUCAUAACUGGUCAUUGUUUCAUUCUUUGUUCCAUUUAUCUCUCUUAUGUAAUAUACAGUGCACCUUCACUGCGUUUAGCCAUUACACUGACUUGUAUGUCAAUUAUAUAUGAGAGUAAGUGGCUCAAACAGAUUCAGAUCUCCAUUGUGUUUUAUGGUGUUUGCACAGAGCUAGGUGGACCUCACCUGCUGCUCUGUGAAAGCUGAAACCUUUAAGACAGGCUGCUGUUUAUCUUUUAAACACUGAAGAAACAUUUCAUUCCACAAGAAUAUGACCAACAGGAUGUUUGAAAUCCGUGCUACACUACCAGACAAAAGUUUGACAAACACAUCACUGAUGCUUUGUAUGAUUUUUUCCAUCUAUAGGCUUUUGCUUAAAGGUCUAAAGUGAGUUUUCUAGACAAAUAAAUUAUGCCUACAUUUGCAUUUCUCUAAAAAACUGAGAAAAAAGAUGAGUUGGACCAAAUAGUUGAGGAAAGCAGCCAACAAGUAUCCAGUCAUCUGAACCCAUGCAAUAUUGGUUGAAUAUGGUAUGACGGUAUAUUUUCCUAUUACGUGCACCGCGAUAUGUAAAUAAGUGGGUGUGGCUGUGAUUAAAAUAGUAAUGUUAUUGAUGUAUUAAUUUAUGUAGUUAUGUUAAAAGUUUUGACUGGUAGUGUAUAGACGGUUUUAGCGGCAACACAUAAGCGAAAUGUGGGCCAAACUUACGGUAGACCUCCGCAAAAAUCUAUAACUGUUGAGUCAUUUUAAUUUAAUUUGAUGCAAUUAAAUAUUAAUUUAAGUUAAUCUAAAUAUAAAUUAAAUACUAAAUAAACUGUUAUGUUACUAGCCAGCCAGACCGAUAACCAAACACAGACUGGAAGUGAACUUCGGGCCAGACACGUGUGUCCGAUGAAACCGUCUAUAAUAUAAUGCGGUUUACAAUGGAAGACACUACGGCAUGGUCUAUACUGUGUUUGGAAAAUACUGAAGAUAUCUCUUUUUUAAGAUAUGGGAAAUAAUGACAAUCACGGGUUGAACAUUAAAAUUGUGGUCUGUUUAAAGGUCUGCCAGUGUCUAAGCAAAUGCUGUUAUGGGAUCAUGUGGAUCUACUCAAAUCUAUCCCCCUUCCCCCUAUAUAUCACACACACACACACACACACACACACGCUCUUAUUGUGUCUGUCUCGACAGAAGGCAAGCAGCGUCCAUUGAUCACAUGAUUAUACUGAAACAUUACCGCUUUCACAUUUACUCCACACACACACACACACACGCACGCACACGCACACACGCACACGCACGCACGCACGCACGCACGCACGCACACACACACAGUUGUAAUUUGGUAGCAUCUGGCUCUUAUACACUCCACCUAAUUCAUAUUUAUGUUUAUACAGUAGAUCUGUGUAUUUAUUUAUUUUACAGUAUUUUCUAAAACCAGCUUUUACAUUUUUUGUAAAACAGUUCACUAUUCCUGUGAUGUUACAGCAAUUUAUUUUAUUGUGCAAAUUUUUUCUGUUUUUCAUGUGUUUGUAAGAUGGGCGUUAUAUGAGCUGCUUGUGAGUAAAUUUAUUUGCUUUCAUGCUCUGACACACCUGUCUGGCCUUACCUGUACAAACACACACACAUUCACAAGCCCUUACUUAAGCAUUCUUCUCUAAUCCUUUCAUCCACAUCUCAUGUGACAUGUUCACACACACUAAACUGCCCUUAUUCUCACACAGUGUGACAUAACAGUACAGGGACACUUCAGCAUAAUACUGGCUCUCAACAAGGUACUGUAUCAUUUGUGGCGGCAAGUCAUUUGUUUGUUACAACUGAAUACAAAAAUGCUAUGUGGCACAAAACAGCUUAUUAUAUUUAAUAGAGUUAAGUGGAGCAAGAUUUUGCAUCUUUGAGAUUUCAUAAUGGGUUGUGCUAGCUAAGUGACUACCAAAAUAUCCUGUCACGUGUCAUCUUUUAUCCCAACUGCUUGUUACUUUAUUUCAGAACACCUGGUUAUAACACAGCGUUGCCUUCAUGUGUGCAUUAGAAACGGAUGCUAAGAUUAAUGACCUGCCAGUUUGUAUGCAGUAAGAAUAUUCCCACAUACAGUAUAUUAGCUGUAAAAUAUGCACUAUCGGUUGUUUUGUGUAUGAGAACAUGCUACAGUAGAUCACUGCUAGCUAUUUUAAAAGCUCGGUCUGAGAAGCACAGACAUUUAUAUCAUCACAAGCACAAAGCAAGCAGAAAAGAGCUUGCGUAUGGUGCACAGUACAUCACACAUGAUUUUAAAGUAUGGCAGACAAAUGCGAGAUUGGGAUAUAUUUUCAAGCCCCUGUAAUCUCCCCGCCUCAACCCUAACAGAUUGACCCAGAUUAUCAUCCAGAGAGAGUGAAUGCAGAUCAGCGCUCAGACCACGCCAUUCAUGUCGAGUCAUUCUGCUUCCUGUUGCUUCUGUACACACGUACUGACCCUCCCUUGAUAUUAAGAAUGUAACCGCACACUACAGUUUUCUCAAAACUGCAUUAUAUAUUGCUUUAUUCCUCUAUUUCCAUGUAUUAGUGGUGCUAUAUCCGAUUGCCACAUUGUUUUUAUCUGCUCAGAUCCAUUUAGACCAAGAUUAUGUUUGUGGUUUGUGUUUUGGGAUGUACUAAAUGUUUAUAUUUUUUGCUUGUUUGAAACAGUUAAGUGAAAAACAUUUGGUUGUUUUAUGCUGUCUUAUUUAUUUGGUUUCACUCUACCCAAUGUUAUACAGAGUCUUAAAGGGACAGUUCACCCAAAAAUGUUAAAUUCGGUCAUUAUUUUCUCACGCGCUAGUUGUUCCAAACCGGUAUAAAUUUCUCUGUUCUGUAGAACACAAGUAGUGUUAGUUUCCUAGUACCAUAGUAGUUUCCUAGAACAUUAAUGUUACAAACAUUCUUCCAAAUAUAUUUUAGUGUUCAGCAAGCCAACUAAAUUUAUACAAGUUUUAAGCAACUUGAGGUUGAGAAAUAAUGACAAUGUUUGGGUGAAUUGGACGGUCACACUGGUUCCAUUCACUUCCAUUAAUAGAUAUUUGAACACAAGAGACCAAAAACGCAAGCUGCUAAGAAACUGCGUUUUGCUACAUGCAAAAUUUUACGUUUGACCUGCAAAUUUAAAUGAUGACAACACUGAGAAUCUGUCACAGACAUGUGCUGCUAAAACAUAUGGGCAAGGACCUUUUGCUAGAUCUAAUGCACCUAAACACUUUUAUUUCAUGUGCAAUGAUUUUUGAGCUCAACACAUGUUGAUUCGCCCCCAGCUAGAUUAAUAGUUUGUCUUUAUUUGACUGAGAUAGUAAAAGGCACAAAACCUCACAUUGUUUUAGUUGAAUUCAGUUGUCUUCGGUGGCUCAGACAGGAAAGACGCUGCAUCAGAUGUACAAUGUCCAUAAGAGAAACUCCCUUUACUGAGCGAGUGCUGUGACCCGGGUGUGUUUAUACCCUUUAACUCAAUCUGUUUCCUACUUUAUUUAACAGCUGUCUGGAAUUUGUAUCGAAGUCUGUCUGCCAGUUCAGUCUGCUGCAUAAUCCACUUCAUGUCGUUCUGACAGCCAGGCUUAGUUGCACAAGGCCGAUAUGAAGACAUGGCGUAGAUUUGCAGUUGAAGGCACAAGAUACAGAUUACAAGAUUACGGUGUAAAUAUUGUCUUUGUAUUUGUAAAUGUAGCACACGUAACCAAUGGCCUUAAUGAUACACAUACUGAAGCAUUCCCAAAGUUUGCAAUUUAGCUUCUGUAGUCUUUAGUCUUAUUUGUACUUUUGUGUUAUUUAAAAGUAUUGUACAAAAGAGGAAUGUGAUCCGUUUUUCUACACAUUUUGCAUUUAUUUUUUGGAUUGUUUCCCCGUUGGCCUGUCUUCUUGCAUUCUUUAAAAAAGUACCAAUUCUCUUUGUUGUGUUACUGAGCAUAUACCUCUGUUUUGGUCUUUGUAAUGUUCUGUUAUCAAGAGAUUAUUUAAAGAUGUAUAGAUGUAUUAUUAUCUAGUGACAAAUAAAUGUUUUGAA